UUUUAAACUGAACCAACAAUGACCUCAAAGCUUGAUCGUGCUUUAGAUGAUGUUAUACAAGAAAGAAAGAAGGGAAGAAAUACUCAUCCAGGUCCACGUCGCCAAACAAGUCAUAUUCGUAAGCCUAAACGAUCAGAGCCUCCAGUCCGUUCGUUCAUUCGAACCAUAAAGAUUCAAGGCUCGAGUCAACGACGAGGUAAUGGGCCCAGAGAUGUCAAUAGUCCUUGGGCACACGAUAAAUUCCAAGAUGACGUUCCCAGUUCACUUGUGAUGUCACGACUUGGUUCUCGAACUAGCAAUGUCUCAAGAGGAGGAGGAGGAGUGGAGAUCACGAUUGAUAAUCUUCAUUACAACGUCACUGAAAAUGAUGUCCUUGAACUCUUUUCAACAGUCGGACAAGUCGAAAAAGCUCGUUUGUUCUAUGAUCGUUCUGGUCGCUCAACAGGUCAAGCUAAAGUACGAUAUGCUUCCAAUUCAGAUGCACAGAAAGCCAUUGAAAAGUUUAAUAAUGUCGAGCUUGAUGGUCAACCCAUGAAGAUUGAAGUCAGUCAACCUCCUGCACAUCGUUCGUCUCGCAGUGGUGGUAAUAACAAUAACAGCAAUCGUCGUCACGACAGAGGUCGCUCUGGAAGAACACCAAAAGAAAGAACAUCAAAAGACAAAACAGAAAAGACGGCAGAGGAACUUGAUAAAGAGAUGGAUAGUUAUAUGAAUCAAAAUGAAGAAAUGGCAUUGGAUUAAAGCAAUUGGUUUUAUUAUAUAUAAAAAUAUAAUUUGUCUCGUGAUCUAUAAUUUGUUUGGCAGCAGGAGUAACGGGGGAGUUUUUUUCGUAAAAACAAUGGUUUAUUAGGUAUCACCAGUGGGUGUAUACUUGCUGUAAAUAUGUGAUAUAUGUAUAGUAUGAAUUUGGG
Messenger RNA from Rhizopus microsporus ATCC 52813, 911 nucleotides. RefSeq names its product RNA-binding domain-containing protein. Gene Ontology annotation, molecular function: mRNA binding. The record is from RefSeq and is a predicted model, not a curated record. The coding region runs from base 19 to 741 and encodes 240 amino acids. Gene Ontology annotation, cellular component: nucleus. The transcript has 5 exons. NCBI's taxonomy places the organism in Eukaryota, Fungi, Mucoromycota, Mucoromycetes, Mucorales, Rhizopodaceae. Gene Ontology annotation, biological process: mRNA export from nucleus.